Messenger RNA from Cordyceps fumosorosea ARSEF 2679, 315 nucleotides. RefSeq lists its product as hypothetical. The coding region runs from base 1 to 315 and encodes 104 amino acids. The record is from RefSeq and is a predicted model, not a curated record. Lineage: Eukaryota; Fungi; Ascomycota; Sordariomycetes; Hypocreales; Cordycipitaceae. The transcript has 3 exons.
AUGUACAGCGCCGCAUCGAGAGUCCUCAUGAGCCGCGCGGCCGUCGCCGGCCGCGGCUUCCACACCACCGCGCGUCGCAUGGCCGACGCUCCUCUGGCAGCCAAGAAGCCCAUGGGCGCGUUCCGCGGCGGUCUGUUUGGCUUCCUCCUCGGAUGCACCGUCGCCGGCAGCAGCGUCUACACCUAUCUCGUGCAAGAGUACAAGACCUCCAACGACCUUUUGACCGAGGAUAUUUACACACUGCAAGCUUCCGUCACCCGAUUGACCAACUACGUCAAGAACCUCGAGCAAAUAGCUCAGGAAAAGAAGAAAUAA